Messenger RNA from Meleagris gallopavo (turkey), 961 nucleotides. The record is from RefSeq and is a predicted model, not a curated record. Lineage: Eukaryota; Metazoa; Chordata; Aves; Galliformes; Phasianidae.
CUGGUCGAAGCAAAGCCAUCGGUCUCCGGUUUAACAAAUUCCCGAAGAAGGGUCUUGAGGCUCGCUGAGAUGCCGUGUGUGAGCGGGGAAGGAAGGAGGCUGCGGAUGGAACAGUGCCUGAAGCAGGUCCACCAUGCCGUUAGUAACGAGGAACAUUGAGCCAAGGCACCUGUGCCGUCAGACGUUGCCUAGCGUUCGAAGCGAGCUGGAAUGCAUGACCAACAUCACCCUGGCAAAUGUCAUUCGACAGCUGGGCAGCCUGAGUAAAUUUGCAGAAGACAUAUUUGGAGAGUUGUUUACUCAAGCCAACACUUUUGCCUCCCGGAUGAGCGUUCUUGUCGAGAGAGUUGACCGCUUGCAAGUCAAAGUCACUCAGCUGGAUCCCAAAGAGGAGGAAGUCUCCCUGCAGGGCAUUAACACCAGGAAGGCCUUCAAAAGCUCCACUACUCAGGACCAGAAGCUCUUCGACAGAGAUUCUCUGCCGGUGCCUGUGCUUGAAACCUAUGGGACCUGCAAUACUCCUCCACCUCUCAACAUUCUUUCCCCUUAUAGGGAUGAUGGCAAGGAGGCACUUAAAUUCUACACGGAUCCUUCCUAUUUCUUUGACCUUUGGAAAGAGAAAAUGCUUCAGGACACCAAGGAUAUUAUGAAAGAGAAGCGGAAGCACAGGAAAGAGAAAAAGGAGAAUCCGAACCGAGGAAAUGUGAACCCACGGAAAAUCAAAACCCGGAAAGAAGAGUGGGAGAAACUGAAAAUGGGACAAGAAUUUGUUGAGAUAAAGGACAAACACGGUCCUGCUGGGUACCCCUCUAACAUGGUGUAUCAGAACGGCAGCAUUGGCUCAAAUGAAAGCAUGGACGUGAACUGCUACCCGCCACCGCCGCAGACUGACUCUAUUGUGCCUCCACCUCCUUCGUUCCCAGAUGACAGCCUGCCUCCACCCCCGGUGGAAUUUAGGUAA